Dromiciops gliroides (monito del monte) is the source of this 1853-nucleotide messenger RNA. RefSeq lists its product as uncharacterized. The transcript is spliced from 7 exons. The coding region runs from base 42 to 1091 and encodes 349 amino acids. The record is from RefSeq and is a predicted model, not a curated record. NCBI's taxonomy places the organism in Eukaryota, Metazoa, Chordata, Mammalia, Microbiotheria, Microbiotheriidae.
CAUUUCUGAGGAAGACAUAAUUUUCUCAAUUCACGGUGCAGAUGGGCAGACCUCCAAUGAAAGCGCUAUUUGCCAAUAAGCUUGUAUGUUUCCAGUUCCCCAGAGUCCUGGCUACUCUUGUCUACCUCCUGGUCAUCCCAGGUGCACCGAUUUGUGGAAUUCAGACUCCUCUGCAUGGGAUCAAGGGAGGUUCCACCUUGUUUCACUUGAAUAUAAGCUCAGGAGAAAAGAUCAAAACGAUCAUGUGGAGCUUUGAAUUUGAGAAAGGUCAUCAAAAGGUUCUAUUCGAUUUCACGUCUGAGGAUGAGCCUCUAAAAUGGGGAAAUCUGAAGGACAGAUAUGAGCAGAGAGUCCAUAUGCUGUCUAAGCCAACAUCCUUGUGUAUUAGGAAUCUCACCCUUGAGGACCAUGGGUGCUAUUGUGCUCGAAUCCAGUAUCAUAAUGGAAUACUCAGUUAUCAAAGCUUCUGUCUCUUUGUUCAUGAGCCCCUCCUUCUCACCAUCAAGAAACUCUCAAAGAACCAGAGGUCAGAUUGGUGCAACCUCACCUUGGAGUGCCAGGCCCUGGAGGCUGGGGAGGAGGUGGAAAUGACCUGGGGAAGUGGGGACAUCCCCAACAUGCUACUGAAAGAGGACAGGCUAACCUCCAACUCUAGUAUAGUGAAUCUUUCCCUGCCACCGAACCUCCAGAAUUCCUCUCUCACCUGCCUGGCCAAGAGCAGAGCAGAGCAGAAAAACUUCACAUUAGACCUGCGUGAUAUCUGUGUUGAGAAGUCAAGUACCCUAAAGCCAACCUGGUCAAUUGGAAUUUUUCUUCUGCUCAUAUUGUUGGGGAUCCUGGGGACUGGAAUGUGGAUCUGUAGAAGAAAAGAAAAGAAGAAAAAAGUUACGGAUCCUUCCAAGAACCAGAGGAAUAGUGAUAACAGCAUCCAAUAUGCAGUGCUGAGUCCAGACAGGCAUCCUGAGGCCCAGAACCAGUGCCAAGAGGCUGGUGAGCAGCAGCCACAGGAGAGGGAGCCCUUGACUACUAUUUACAGUGAGAUCCAGAAGACAACUCGCCAAUACUCAGGUGAAUUAAGUUGGCCAUGCUGAUUACACACCUUUACUCCUCUCCUGGCUCUGCUGCUGUCUCUCUGGACUUCUCUAUUAUGCCAAGCAUUCUUCUCCCUCUGGAAGAUUCCUCCAUCCAAAAGUUCUUCUCACCCAGGAAGAUCUCUCCACAUACUGGUUCCCUUUUAUCUUUGGUGAGACUUCCUUCUUGGAACCUCGAUUUGAGAAAGUGCCCAAGCCAUCCACCAUCACUGCUCUGUUUCUCACAAGGCUCUCCUCCCGACUCUUCCAGUUUAUCUACUCCCCCCACAAUAUUUCAUUUUUCAGCUCUCAUUUAUAUGUUAUCUUUCCUUAUUAGAAUGGAAAUUCCUUGAGAAUAGGGACCAUUUUUCUUCUUUGUUUGUGUUUAUGUUUUCAAUGCUUAGCACCACACCUGACACAUAGUAAAUGUUUAACAAAUGCUGUUGGUAUAAAUGUUACCAUUCUUCAUAUUACAUUUAUAUUAAAUAGAGUUUUCUGCUGUAGCUAUUGAGAGCUAAGACAUUAAUCAUGAUUAGUGGUUGAAAAAUAAUUACAAAUAUCAACAUGAUUAAUGAUGCUACAUUUUGAGAAACUUUGUGAGAAAAACCAAACCUGUCCAUCACAGUAAUGUUAUUGUUGAACUUUAGAGUCACCUAGAAGCAACUGUUAGGCAGCACAGUGCUUGGCCUGGAGAUAGGAAAACUCAUCUUUGUGAAUUAAAAUCUAGCUUUAGACACUUACUAGCUGUGUGACCCUGAGCAAGUGACAACCCUGUUUUUUUCA